AUACAAUUGCUCAACUUCAGCUAAAAAAUGUUUUGCAUAAAUUAACUGUUCUAGAAUGGAGAUGUUAUCAACCAAUGAUGUACAAACUGCGCUCACAGUAUGUAAAAAGAUAUUAGUUGAGUCAAAGUCAAGGUGUGGACUUUCUAGUAUUGUCUAAUUUUUCUAGAUUUAUUUUUCAUUCAUGUGAUUUGAAAAAGAAAAGUAAAUCUGGAUAGACAGUAAAAAGGAUCAAUUGUGUUCUAGCUAAUCUACUUAAUGUGUUUUUUUAAAUCCAUAUAUAUUUAUAUUUUUGUUCUUUCCACUAAGGUCAUGUUAUAAUUACUUGGAUUUAUUGGCAAAUAUUUUAAACAGCUCGGCUGAUUAGGUGAUUUUGAAUCAUAACAAAUCUUUGCCAAAGCUGUGUGUGUCCAGUCACAGCAUGAUUUAGAGGACAUGGUGGCAGAUUAGUGUAGUGAAGAAGAUUAGGCAGCGCAUACAGCUUAGUUCAAGUGUUAGUUACUGCUCUCUGCUCCCUCAUUCUGCAGCUUGGAUACUCACUUCCACUAACUCCAUGUCUGUUGACCUCGCAAAGCUGAUGAUGUACAGUGUUAAGGUUCAUGACAGGUCUCGGAUCCCUCUGCAGAUUUAUCACAGGAAUUGAGUCCAUCAGUCAUGGGCGCCGUGAGGUUUCACCCUCUGCUGCUGUUUUCCCUAUUUGGAUUCUUCCAGGGAGGAAUUUCCCAGCUGCCUGAAUGGACUGAGGAGGUGGAAGGUAGUGGUAAGACCUGGUAGUAUAAUGUUCACCGUACAGCUUAAUGGAUCCCUAUAUAACAACAAUCACAUUAAUAACAAAAGUAAAACCUCAGGAACCAAAACUGUCAAUGUUGUCCCAUUCUAAUGUUUGAGGAGGUUGAUUCAAAAGUUGUUUUUUUUACUGCAGGAGAGACAGAAUGGAUUCCCCAGCCAGACUUCAUAGAUGACAUAUACUGGUCAGGGUCAGCGCCCCUUUGUUUAGGAGGCUGUAAGGCGCUGCACCAGGAGCUGAGGAGGGACCGCUGUGGAGACUCGAGCUGCUGCUGGCUCGGCUACAAGUCCCUGUGCAAAGUGAACUGCGGGAAGCCAGCCGUGGAUUAUAACGGUGCGGUGUACGGUAACGACUGGUGGGUGGGCUCUGCGGUGAGGUACACCUGUCGCUAUGGCUUCAUGCUGGUGGGAAACCCUACCAGAAUUUGCCAGCCUAAUGGUCUGUGGACGCCGAAACCUUCGUGCCUUCGAAUGUGUCAGCGAGGCAGCGUUGAAAUAAGUGAGAGGGAACUGAAUGGGACCUGCAACUCCACCUGCGCCUAUAAGAGCUACUUCGGCCAUCCCAAACAAGGCUGCAGCCGCAUAGACAACUGCAAGAAGAAGGAGAGCGGCUGGAAGCGUUUCUUUGCACAGUGCGUCCCCUGCAUUUGUGACUGUGCCCUAUCAUGUGCAUCUGCAGGCUAGGGUAUGGAGAAAGCCCAGGGUUGACUGUACGGUGAGACCUCAGACGAAGAAGAAAUCCACACACACACUAUGAUUCUCCAUCUUUAAUCUCUCUGGCACACCCAAUUUCUACUUGAGAGUUUACAAUAUGACAAGAAGAUGGCAGUCAGUCAUUAGGUGGUGAAUUCUGAGCAAAUCAGAGCUGCUGAUCUUAUCUGUGGGAUGGUAGGGUGGCGAGACAAGAAAAGUGAGGGGAAUUAAUGUUCAAACUUUGAACAGUCGUGUCAAACUUGGGUCAAACAAUUAUUUGAUAUUGUUAAAAAAAUUUUUUUAUAAUUACCUUAAGUGCCAGGUUGUGAGGUCUGUUAUCAUAUUAAUGUCAUUUCGGGAGGGCAAAUUAUCAGGAUUUGGGGGUUUAGACAGCACUCAUAAGGAAUUAUCAUUUUAUAUUUAAUCUUUAAUGUCACAAAUUUAACCUCUCGAUUGUAUUGAAUAUACUUUAUUUAAUGUGUGUCUGUAAACAUGCUUGGAAGGUAGAACUAAAGGAGAGAGGGGAGUGAAAUCACAGAGAUUAGUGUCUCAUCUACCUCCUCUCAGUCCAUCUGUCCUGGAGGGAGCUGAAACCUUAAUCUUGUUACAAAGGGAGGAGCUGUGGUCAGAGAUAACACAAGUGCUGUAGAACUCAUAAGCUAUGUGCUAACUAUUUCUGCUGACAGGAAGAAUGCUAUAUGUUUUGAUAUUCAAAUUAUUUUUAAGUGGAUAAAUGGCACACAAAACUUUGUUGUAAAGACAAAUUGUUAUUUUUAUAUAGAUUGAUGGUGUAUAUGUGAAAUGAUG
Messenger RNA from Pleuronectes platessa (European plaice), 2283 nucleotides. Its product is annotated as sushi, von Willebrand factor type A, EGF and pentraxin domain-containing protein 1. Lineage: Eukaryota; Metazoa; Chordata; Actinopteri; Pleuronectiformes; Pleuronectidae. The coding region runs from base 877 to 1467 and encodes 196 amino acids. The record is from RefSeq and is a predicted model, not a curated record. The transcript has 4 exons.